This is a messenger RNA of Gossypium arboreum, 2568 nucleotides long. RefSeq lists its product as uncharacterized. NCBI's taxonomy places the organism in Eukaryota, Viridiplantae, Streptophyta, Magnoliopsida, Malvales, Malvaceae. Bases 247 to 2238 code for a protein of 663 amino acids. The record is from RefSeq and is a predicted model, not a curated record. Gene Ontology annotation, biological process: protein transport. The transcript is spliced from 8 exons.
GAAGGGUAGAAUUGUAAAUUCACAAAGUAGACCCUGUUAACGAGUGUACUCUUUGAAAUUAAAAAGGUGGCUUAGAAAACGGCAGUGAAGUAGAGCUUUAAGCCAAAGUGCCUUUCAUUUUUAUCUCUCUUCUUCUUUAAUGGUAGAUCUUAUGUUUCAUUGAUCUACAUUUUGAAGUUUACGGCGUUGUUUUUUUGAGUCGAAUCGUUCGUUUCCUCCGAUCUGAAUAAAAUCAGUGAUCGAAAGAUGCUGGACGGAAUCUUAGGCCGUGGUUUUGCCGCAAAAUGUAAAUCGUUGAUAAAAGCGAUAAAGAGUCGGAUUGAUGUUAUAAGGAGGAAAAAGAGUGCGACGCUUAAGUUUUUGAAGAAAGAUAUAGCUGAUCUGCUUGCUAAUGGCCUUGAUAUCAAUGCUUAUGGCAGAGUUGAAGGAUAUAUAGCUGAAUUAGUGCUUUCGUCUUGCUAUGAUUUUAUAGACAAGUGUUGCGAUUUCGUGACGAAGCAUGUUUCAGUCAUGCAAAAACUGAGUGAUUGCCCAGAAGAUUGCAGGGAAGCUGUCUCAUCUCUAAUGUUUGCAGCUGCUAGAUUUUCUGAUUUGCCGGAGUUGCGUGAGCUUAGGCAUAUAUUUCAUGAAAGAUAUGAAAAUUCACUGGACGUAUUCGCCAAUAAACAGCUUGUUGAGAAUUCAGCUUCAAAUCCUUCCACAAUGGAGCGUAAAGUUAUGGUAAUGCAUGAUAUAGCAUCAGAGUUUUCCAUAAAAUGGGAUUCAAAAGCUUUCGAGCGAAGAAUGUCUGAACCUGCUGUGAUCCCACAGCCACAGGACCGACUUAAAAAAUACGGGUCUUUCCAUGUCAAUGGUGAUGAUAAUAAAUCAAAUGAUGGAAAACAGGACCGACUUAAAAAGUACGGGUCUUUCCAUGUCAAUGGUGAUGAUAAUAAAUCAAAUGAUGGAAAACAGGACCGACCUAAAAAAUACGGGCCUUUCCAUGUCAAUGGUGAUGCUAAUAAAUCAAACAAUGGAAAAAGUGCUGAUCCACCAAGGGAUGAACUUAAAGUGGAUGAGAAUGGGCACAAGUGGGAAUUCUCCAUCGAGGACAAGCUGCGUCAAGGCAGGGAAGAAGGUUUUGCUAGGAAGGAGAAUCUUGAUAUCCCAUUACCGAAAAAACAAGAAGUUGUCGAGAAGGAUGAUAUUGCCUUCAAAACAGCAAGAUUAAGUAGUUCGACUAGUGGGAAAAGAAUCGAAAGAGUAAAUGGUGGAGGCAAGUUACAAGAUGGUAGGGAGAAUAGUGUACCUGGAAUAGAUAACCAAGAAGUUCUAACACAGAGAAAGCCGGAUCUAAAUCCAAAUAACUAUGCAGCUCCACGGUCAAGGAGUCAAGAUAAAGAUCUCUUCGUUCCCGAUAGUUAUGCCAAUGAGUAUGGUGUCCAGAAUUCAACUAGGAAAAAUCCCGUGGAAGGUGAACCCAAGCGGAAGCCCCGGUGUAGUAGUGCUCUCCCUCCUCCUUAUGUUAAACCACCCAGUAUCAAAUCAAAGGACAGCAUGAAUGGUGCCAAUAUAUUAUCUUCGCUUGCUGGUUUGGACAGUGAUGGAGUCUCUGGUGAUCCUUCUAUGCCUGAUAAAGAGGGGCAGAGAAUUCCACCUAUGAGAGGUCAUGAUCGAGAAACAGAUAAUUACUAUAGUCACGGUGAAAGUGGUACCCCUAUCCCAAGACGAAGAUCGUCUCGGAGGCGACAUUUGAGAUCAGCAUCUGGUCAUAUUGAAAUUGGUACUGCUGAAGAUACAGAAUUCAUGAGGAGAAAACCAAGAAGCAGGAGAAGGGAUGAGUCGAGACAAGGUCUGCAAAUCUUAUUCGACGAAGAGCAUCAAAGAAAUGAUGAGGAGGAAAGGAUAAUCGACAGGCUGUUGAUGCAUUAUAGUAAGAAACCAUCAACCUCUGAAGACGGGAAACUAAGACGAAAAUCUAAAAGUCAUCAUGCACAUCAUAAGAGAAAUGACGUUAAUGAAGAAGCCUUAGAAAAAGCAAGCAUGGAUAGAUCGGAUGAUAUCUCCGAGACUAUUCCCCGUCCAGUCCGAUCAAUUUCUCUCCCUCGUGAACAAAAAACUCAAUCAGAAGGAACUAAAGUAUACACCCGUGCUACUUCCUUUCAGCAAGGUAGGUCAAAUGCAGCCCGGCACGUACACCCUAAGUUACCGGAUUACGAUGAUUUGGCUGCUCACUUUGCAGCAAUGAAAGGGAGAUAAAGCUUUUAGGGAACCUCUUGAACAUUGAUAGAACAGGUAUUGCCUAUUGCUUAGUAGUUUGAAUAUAUACCUACUUAGAUGUUUAUAGCACUGGUAUGAUUACUAUUUUCUGUGACAGAUGUUGACCUUAACAAACAUUUACAAAUUUGCUGAUUUUUUUUUUUGGAUGACAUGAUUUUAAAAGAUGUAUCCAUACACAGUAUUUUUUAUGAUCUCUGCACCGAAACCCUGUCUCUACACGAACCGGGUAAGUAAAUAUUUGAAUGCUAGUAUAAGAAUUUUAAGUAAUCUCUUGUAUCUCAGAUUCCCAAGUUUGGCUUUGUUGGCAAA